AGAAAAUAGACAACACUAUAAGUAAAAAGACAACACUAAAAGUAGAUGAAAAUUGUUCUUCUCCCUUUCAAAAUUGCUUAUUCCCUUGACCCAACAGCAGUUAACUCACGAUAUUUUUCAGCGGUAUCUCACACUGACACUUUUUAGAUCGGUUCAAUCACUUUUUAAGUCGGGUCAACUGAUCUUAAAAGUGACAACGUGAGCUAAAAUAAAUGUUUUUAAUCAUUGCAAAUAUUAUAUAUAUUUUUUAUGCUUUUGGAACUUGUUGUUUCUCUUGGCUCCUAUAAUAUUCCUUUAAGUUGGAUUUUUUACUUUUUUUAAUAAUUUUACAUAAUGUGAAAAAUUGAUUUUGGUCCCUCCACUUAGUACAUAAACUAAGAUGAAUAUUUUAUGGAUUAGUUUGAAGCUGAACAAAAUUUUAGAAGAAUUGUAAACAUGAGGGUACACUGUACAAGUAACUCCGCAAAAGAGUGGGAGCCUUACACCAAAUACCUGUUUUUCCUUUUCCCUCCUAAUUUUAGCCAAAAAAACUACUUGCCAACCAACCAACCAUGUUUCUUUUGUUUUGUUUUGUUUCAUUCAAUGUAAUGUUGUUGUAUUAAACUUGUCGUUGUUGUAUUCAUUGUGUUGGAUCAUCAAUACACAAAUCAAAACGCGCACUUCCAUAAUUGAUUUGUGCUGCGUUUUGGCAUCAUUGAGGAAGAAGAUGCAUAUCAACCACAACCUCUCGUGGUUGUGGAUUAUUGUUUUGAUCUCAACCGCCUCAGUACAAUGCAAAACCUCCUCCCAAGAUGUUUCAGCCCUUAAUGUAAUGUACACCAGCUUGAAUUCUCCUUCUCAACUCUCUGGCUGGAAAUCAAGCGGAGGUGAUCCUUGUGGUGAAAAUUGGGAAGGAAUCAAAUGCUCUGGCUCAUCUGUCACAGAAAUAAAUUUAUCUGAUCUGGGACUUAGUGGAUCGUUGGGCUACCAGUUAUCACAGUUAACAUCUGUUACCGACUUUGAUUUGAGCAACAACAAUUUCAAGGGUGACAUACCGUAUCAACUCCCUCCAAAUGCUCGUAACGUAGAUCUUUCUAAGAAUGCGUUCACUGGAAACAUACCUUACUCCAUUGGUCAGAUGAAAGAACUAACUUCUCUAAAUCUUGCACAUAAUAAGCUCAAUAAUCAGCUGGGGGAUAUGUUUACGACCCUCACUAAACUCAAACAAUUGGAUGUAUCAUUCAAUUCACUGUCAGGAGAACUGCCUCAGAGUUUGAAAUCAGCAACGAGCCUCAAGAAGAUAUAUCUGCAAAACAAUCAAUUAUCUGGUUCAAUAAAUGUCCUUGCCUACCCUCCACUUGACGAUGUGAAUGUUGAGAACAACAAAUUUACUGGUUGGAUUCCUGAGGAGUUAAAGGAUAUAAAUAGUUUGCAAACUGGAGGAAACUCUUGGAAAACUGGGCCAGCACCACCUCCUCCUCCCGGUACACCUCCUAUCAAGCAUCAUUCCGAGGAAAAGGAAGGAAAAUCAUCAAAUUCUCUUGUUACUGGAUUGAUUAUAGCUGGCAUUGCCUUUGGUGCGCUGGUCGUCAUCAUACUCAUUGCUGCUCUUUUUAAAAGAAAGUCAUCAUAUGCUUCUUCACGUUUUAUUGAUGAAGAGAGGCGUAGCCAGCACAGAUCCUUUACACCCCUUGCAUCUCAGGAGUUGACUAAAGAUUUAGGUGGUAAUGACACAGAAUACAAAGGAUUUAAGGCAAUGGAUUCGACUUCAAUUGACAUAAUGGCUUUACAAAAAAAUCCAUCAGUUAGUGUUAGGUCAUCAGUCUCUGAUUGUGUCCAAAACUUUAAUGACAAUGAGUUUGCAAAUCGUCUAAAUUCUAGAAAAAGCGCAUCAAUCCGCUGUACUGCUUUUUCAUUGGGGGAGUUGCAAACUGGUACUGCUAACUUUGCUUCAGGCCGACUUCUUGGUGAAGGAUCCAUUGGACCUGUUUAUCGUGCCAAAUAUGCUGAUGGAAAGGUACUGGCUGUAAAAAAAUUAAACCCUUCACUUAUUGAUGAGGGUUCUCCUGAGGAAUUCACUCAGAUUCUAUCAAACAUGUGCAAACUUCGUCAUCCAAAUAUUGCGGAGCUUGUUGGCUAUUGUUCAGAACAGGGGCACAUGUUAGUAUAUGAGUAUUUCAGAAAUGGUUCUCUCCACGACUUUUUACACUUAUCAGAUGACUUCAGCAAACCACUAACUUGGAACACCAGAGUCAGAAUCGCAUUGGGCACUGCUCGGGCUGUUGAGUACCUACAUGAAGCUUGUUCUCCGCCAUUACUUCACAAGAAUAUCAAAUCCGCCAAUAUUUUGCUUGACACAGAUUUGAAUCCCCGUCUCUCAGACUAUGGUUUGGCAUCCUUCCACCAGCGUACUAGCCAAAAUCUUGGGGCAGGAUAUAAUGCACCAGAAUGCACAAAACCAUCAGCCUAUACCCUGAAGAGCGAUGUAUACAGUUUUGGGGUAGUGAUGCUCGAACUUUUUACAGGUCGAAUGCCUUUAGACAGUUCAAAGCCAAAAUCAGAGCAAAGCCUCGUUCGUUGGGCUACGCCACAGCUUCGUGACAUAAACGCUGUGGAAAAGAUGGUAGACCCUGCAUUGCGGGGACUUUACCCUCCUAAAUCACUCUUUCGAUUUGCUGACAUCGUCGCCCUUUGUGUUCAGUCUGAGCCCGAAUUUCGGCCAUCUGCAUCAGAGGUGGUUCAGGCAUUGGUGCGAUUAGUUCAACGUUCAAGUUUGAAAAUGAGAGAGGAUCUUGGUGCAAUUGGUCGGACAGAUGAUUAUGAUGAUUGAGUUGAAUGAAGCGAAAUGAAAACAUCUUUGCCAUCCACCAAAGUAGAAUUUUCAGUUAUUUUCCAUUAUUUGAUUCAAUGUUUUUUAUUCUAUUCUUUCAAAGUAGUCAUAGGUUGUCCGAGAGAUGUUUGUGCAAGAUCAUUAAGACUUUUUUGGGGGGGACACUAGGUAGAUAAUUGUUGAGGUUUGUGAAAAUGAAAAAAACUACUGUACAGUGUACACCAAAAAAAGUUCAAUUUUAUGUGACACUGAGACUAUGUCAGCAAGAAGAUUGUUAAUAAAGUAUAAGCAACCAUUUUGACACAAGAAAACAAACAUCCACUCAGCAAAAUAUGU
Medicago truncatula (barrel medic) is the source of this 3145-nucleotide messenger RNA. RefSeq names its product protein STRUBBELIG-RECEPTOR FAMILY 5. The transcript is spliced from 16 exons. Gene Ontology annotation, molecular function: protein binding; protein kinase activity; ATP binding. The record is from RefSeq and is a predicted model, not a curated record. The coding region runs from base 707 to 2809 and encodes 700 amino acids. NCBI's taxonomy places the organism in Eukaryota, Viridiplantae, Streptophyta, Magnoliopsida, Fabales, Fabaceae. Gene Ontology annotation, biological process: protein phosphorylation.